CCCACUGCCUGCGGAUGAGCGCCAACAUGGCUGCAGCUGUGCCAGCCACUGCGGCUGCUUCCCGGAAGGAGUCUCCAGGCACAUGGGGCCUGGGAGAGGAGCCGGCAGGCGUGGGCCCCUCGCUCCAGUGUCGCGUGUGUGGUGACAGCAGCAGCGGGAAGCACUAUGGCAUCUACGCCUGCAACGGCUGCAGUGGCUUCUUCAAGAGAAGCGUGAGGCGGAGGCUCAUCUACCGGUGCCAGGUGGGGGCAGGGAUGUGCCAGGUGGACAAGGCCCACCGGAACCAGUGCCAGGCCUGCCGGCUGAAGAAGUGCUUGCAGGAGGGCAUGAACCAGGACGCUGUGCAGAAUGAACGCCAGCCGCGAAGCACAGCCCAGGUCCGGCUGGCCAGCAUGGAGUCAGAUCCGGAGCGCCGGCUGGAGCCCCUGGGGGCCCCCCUGGCCCCGGCAGGGCCCAGUCCACGGGGCCCCACGCCUGUUUCUGCAGCCAGAGCCCUGGGGCCCGGGGCCCUCACACCUCCAGGUCACCACCACUUCAUGGCCAGCCUUAUAACGGCCGAAACGUGUGCUAAGCUGGAGCCAGAGGACGCCGAUGAGAAUAUUGAUGUCACCAGCAAUGAUCCCGAGUUUCCCUCAUCCCCAUACUCUUCCUCAUCCCCGUGUGGCCUGGACAGCAUCCAUGAGACAUCGGCUCGCCUUCUCUUUAUGGCCGUCAAGUGGGCCAAGAACCUGCCCGUGUUCUCCAACCUGCCCUUCCGGGAUCAGGUGAUCCUGCUGGAAGAGGCAUGGAGUGAACUCUUCCUCCUCGGAGCCAUACAGUGGUCCCUGCCUCUGGACAGCUGCCCGCUGCUGGCCGCACCUGAGGCCUCCGCUGCCAGCAGCUCCCAGGGCCGCUUGGCACUGGCCAGCGCGGAGAGUCGCGUGCUGCAAGAAACCAUCUCACGCUUCCGAGCACUGGCGGUGGACCCCACGGAGUUCGCCUGCAUGAAGGCCCUGGUCCUCUUCAAACCAGAAACUCGAGGCCUGAAGGAUCCUGAGCACGUGGAGGCCUUGCAGGACCAGUCCCAAGUGAUGUUGAGCCAGCACAGCAAGGCGCACCACCCCAGCCAGCCUGUGAGGUUUGGGAAGUUGCUCCUGCUCCUCCCAUCCUUGAGGUUUAUCACUUCUGAACGGGUUGAGCUCCUCUUUUUCCGCAAGACCAUAGGGAAUACUCCAAUGGAGAAGCUCCUCUGUGAUAUGUUCAAAAACUGA
Prionailurus viverrinus (fishing cat) is the source of this 1250-nucleotide messenger RNA. It is a transcript of the gene NR2E3, whose product is annotated as nuclear receptor subfamily 2 group E member 3. Bases 15 to 1250 code for a protein of 411 amino acids. Gene Ontology annotation, molecular function: zinc ion binding; nuclear receptor activity; RNA polymerase II cis-regulatory region sequence-specific DNA binding. Gene Ontology annotation, biological process: anatomical structure development; negative regulation of transcription by RNA polymerase II; positive regulation of transcription by RNA polymerase II. The record is from RefSeq and is a predicted model, not a curated record. The transcript is spliced from 8 exons. NCBI's taxonomy places the organism in Eukaryota, Metazoa, Chordata, Mammalia, Carnivora, Felidae. Gene Ontology annotation, cellular component: nucleus.